AGUGCCUUGACUCACGCAAGCUAGAAGUUAGCCAAAGAAGGGGUGUUCGCAAGAAAUAAAAAUAAAAAGUGUUUUCAUAAUGAUAUUCUGUGUAAUGCGAGAUUUUGUUGCUGUAAUGUGAAAAACAUCAAAACAAGAUCGUCGUGUGUGUAUUUACAAAAAUGGCAAACCCAAAGCGCGCAUGGAAACUUCAAGAAUUUACGGCUCAUGGUGCUGAUGUCAAGUGUGUAGGAUUGGGCCAUAAGUCUGGGCGUGUCAUGGUGACUGGUGGGGAUGAUCGCAAAGUCAACUUGUGGUCGGUGGGCAAACCACACUGUAUAAUGAGUCUGACAGGCCACACAACCAGCAUUGAGGCAGUUCGCUUUGGCCACGCUGAAGAGAUGGUAAUUGCUGGGUCCCUUUCAGGAGCACUGAAGGUGUGGGAUUUGGAGCAGGCCAAAAUUUUGCGCACACUAACUGGCCAUAAAGCUGGUAUCAAGAGCCUUGAUUUUCAUCCCUAUGGUGACUAUGCAGCAUCUGGCUCCAUGGACUGUAAUGUCAAGCUGUGGGAUAUACGAAGAAAAGGUUGUAUUUACACAUAUAAGAGUCAUACAGGCUGUGUCAACUGUUUGCGAUUUAGUCCUGAUGGCCGCUGGAUCGCAUCGGCAGGCGAGGAUGAUGUCGUUAAGCUAUGGGACCUGACAGCUGGCAAGCUGUUGACAGACCUAAAAUUGCACAAGGGACCUGUCAAUGUGGUUGAGUUCCAUCCUCAUGAGCUUUUGUUGGCAUCUGGCAGCAGUGACAGAACCAUCAAGUUUUGGGAUUUGGAAACAUUCCAACUUGUUAGCAGCACAGAAGGAGAUUCCACAGGAAUUAGGUCCAUCGCUUUCCAUCCAGACGGCAUGUGCCUGUACAGUGGAAGCCAUGACAUGUUGAAAGUCUAUGGCUGGGAGCCAGUGCAUUGCUUUGAUGCAGUUUCCAUAGGAUGGAGCGAUGUUUGUGAUAUGAGCAUCUCUAAUACACAGAUGAUUGGAGCAUCUUUCUACAAAACGAAUGUGUCUUCAUUUGUGGUAAACCUGGAGAGUGUCCGGCCUCUUGGUGGCAGUCAGGCAACAAACAGUAAUCGACGGGAAUCAUCCGGCUUGUCCAACAGCCGCAAAAUAUUUGUGACAGAACGUCCACCAACACAGUCAACAAAACAGGCCAGUGAGCCCAAGCAGUCUGAUGAACCUGCAGAAAAGACAGAGGAAGGUGAAGAUGCAUCAGCAGCAGAUAUCCAAAACCCUGCUGAGUACCGAGAGCUGUUCCAGGGAAACAUACGGCAAGCUCAUGUAAACCCACCCAGAGUGGAGCCAUUCCGGCCUCCAGCAGAUGACUCAGCAGCAGAUGCGGAGCCUGUCAGACAGCGAUCAGCUGACAAAAAUGAGCGAGGUGCUCAGAAUAUCAAGCCCUCCCGGCCAGUGGAAAGGUCACCGCCCCCACAGAAACGAUCCCCCCGCCAGGCCAAUGACAUCAGUGCUGAAGAUUUCAUGCCUAAACAGCCAGAGCAAGUCACAGGCACCCUGUCAGAGAAUGAAGUGCUUGACUUCAUCGCCAACGGUCAUAAUGCCAUGAUGACAGUCAUGUCUAACCGCAGCAGAAAUCUGCAGAUUGUGCGAGCCAUGUGGACGUCUGGUAAUCUCAAGACAGCCAUUGACUCAGCCAUCAGCAUGAAUGAUCCUGCUGUUCUGGUGGAUGUAGUGAACAUUCUUAACUUGAAAACAUCUCUUUGGAACCUGGACCUGUGUACUAUUCUGCUGCCCAAACUGAAAGAGCUGAUGUCUAGCAAGUAUGAGUGCUAUGUGGUGACAGCUGGUCAGGCAAUUAAGCUGGUCAUACGGAACAUGGGGCAGACCAUCAAGACCAACCUGACAGCACCACCUGGCAUAGGAGUGGACAUUUCCAGAGAAGAAAGAAAUAAAAAGUGUUCUCGAUGUCACACAGCUCUGAUGGACAUUCGCAGCAUGAUUGAGAAACGCCGUGAUGCUGCUGGCAAACUGGCCAGCCUGUACAAAGAGAUCUUACUGCUGAUGAGCACACUGGACUGAACACCCUGCUUCCUUGUCUCUCUCUCUGGAUUUCCUGUCCCACAAGCCCUGACCGAACACUGCACAUUGGCAUCUGUGUGUGUGAGCAAGGCAAAGCUGCAGAACUGGAAGAAGAUAGUGUAUUAGUAAAUGUUCUGGUUGUUACUUCUGGAAAGCCAUUGGACUGACCAUGGCUAUGUCCAGUGUGAUCGUGUUUAGUGUCAUAUGACAAGUAGCAUGUAAUCUUUAUGGUGAGAAGCACCAAGCAAACAUAUGGUUUUAUCUCACUGUAAUACGUCCACUUUGUUUCGCAGAUGCCUGGCACAGAAUUGAACUUUGAAAAGGAUAGUCACCAUCUUUUCAUUUUACUCCAAAGACUAUUUUCUUAAGGAAGAUGAUGGGCUUGACAUAGUGAAACUUGUGCCACGUUACACAGUCUGUGGUAUGUUCAGCUGAGGUAGGAUAGAAAAUUCAAUUUUGCAGCAUAUUUCCCAUCGUUUGUGUUCUAAAUGAUGCGUUGCUCCUUGCUGUGUGCGUGAACAAAGAGGUGACAAAUAGCCAGGCAGUGUGAGUGUUAAUAUUUAUGGAGGCUGAUAGCUCUCAGAUGCAUGACCUUUCAUUCCACAGUGUCAAGUGUGUCGUGUCAUUCAAUGUCAGGAUGUAGGUCAGCAUUUCUGUGAUAGACUGAAGCUGCUGCAGGCACUGUCAUGUGUCUUACCCUUGCUGAAACAACACAUGUUUCAGGUGCGUUGCAUAGGCAUGCACACAAACACAAACUCCCAUUUGUUCAGCAGCUGGUGCUCUGAACAGUAGAGUGCUGAGAAACAUUUGCUGUGCAUUGUGAGUUAUUUUGGCCAUAUCUGGUGUAUGCCACUUCAGAAUGCUGUGCAGAUGGACCAAGUCAAAACUGCAAACAGCUUUUUGUUGGUAUAUUAUGCACUGUGGCAGCCAGCCCACUGGGAACAAUUUUUCAGCACCAUGUCACUAAGAGAUAUGUUUUCAGUUUAAUGACAAUUGUACAAAGGUACUAGUGUUGAAGUGUUGGGCUGUCAUUCAUUGUGAUCUCCAAGUAUAUGUGUUUACCUGUUUACCUGUUUCACUGUGUGUCCUGUGUGGUUGCAUGAAAACAAGAUAUGAAAACUACAAGAAAUAAUGUUGCUCUUUCUGCAGACAUGCGCUCUUCAGUCCAUAGGCUUGAUAUGGUGUGUUGAAAUGUGGAGUUUGGGCCUAGCAUGAGUAACUUAGAGUUUGUGCUGAAUAGGGCAAUGUUCCAUGCUUCAAACACUGAGCACCUUCACUGCAAAGCUACAAAAACUGUCGCCACAAGCAUAAGACUCUGCACAAAGAAACAACUGUCAGAAAAUGUCAUUAUCUUUGGUGAACAAAUGGGCAUGCUGGACAUUGCAAAUAUAAUGAAAUCAAUGUUCACAUUAAUUCUAAAGACCAGCAUUAAAACCAAUUUUUAUUUUCUUA
Messenger RNA from Pomacea canaliculata, 3518 nucleotides. Its product is annotated as katanin p80 WD40 repeat-containing subunit B1-like. NCBI's taxonomy places the organism in Eukaryota, Metazoa, Mollusca, Gastropoda, Architaenioglossa, Ampullariidae. Gene Ontology annotation, biological process: microtubule severing; microtubule depolymerization. The transcript is spliced from 20 exons. The record is from RefSeq and is a predicted model, not a curated record. Gene Ontology annotation, cellular component: katanin complex. Gene Ontology annotation, molecular function: microtubule binding. The coding region runs from base 162 to 2066 and encodes 634 amino acids.